AUCCAAUUCAGAUCCCCAGAUACCACUACAAAGCUUUCAAACAUUGUGCCUAGUAUGAAGUAUGACUUGUUGGCCGAAGACAUACUUGGGAAUCCAGCAAAUUCUGGAAAGGGUGGUGUCUACUACUAUUCUGAGAGAGGUGACCGGCUAAUUGACUUAGCUUCAUUCCAUGACAAACUUUGGCAGAAAUUUAAUUCUGCAUAUCCCCAACUGAGUAAUCUUGGCAGUGGAGUUGAAAUUAAUGAUGUUAAACAAACAAUUCAACAGCUGAUGAGAUGGGGUUGGAAAUAUAAUAAGAAUCUUGAGGAACAAGCUGCACAACUCCAUAUGUUAACUGCCUGGUCCCAGAUUGUCGAGAUAUCUGCUUCUAGAAGAUUGACAAUGCUUGAGGAUCGUUCUGAAAUUCUAUUUCAGAUUCUUGAUGCAUCUCUUACUGCAUCUGCUUCUCCUGACUGUUCACUAAAGAUGGCAUUUAUAUUAUCCCAAGUUGCAUUAACAUGCAUGGCUAAAUUACAAGAUGAGAGGUUUUUGUUCCCUGGAAGCCUGAAUUCUGACAGCAUCAUGUGCCUUGAUCUUAUUGUGGCAAAGCAAUUAUCCAAUGGUGCUUGUCUUACCAUAUUGUUUAAACUUAUCAUGGCAAUUCUUAGACCUGAAUCGUCCGAAGCUUUAAGGAGACGUCAAUAUGCAUUGCUUCUGAGCUAUUUUCAGUAUUGUCAGAAUGUGGUUGAUCCAGAUGUCCCAACCACAGUUCUGCAAUUCUUGCUGCUCAAUGAACAAGAUAAUGAAUAUAUUGAUCUCCCAAAGAUUGACAAAGAACAGGCAGAACUAGCUCGCGCAAAUUUUUCUACUUUAAGGAAAGAGGCUCAGAGCAUCGUGGAUUUAGUCAUAAAAGAUGCUACUCAUGGAAGUGAACCUGGGAAGACAAUAGCAGUAUAUGUUUUGGAUGCGCUGAUUUGUAUAGAUCAGGACAGAUAUUUCUUGAACCAACUUCAGAGCAGGGGCUUUUUAAGGUCUUGCUUAACGAGCAUAAGCAAUUUUUCAAAUCAGGAUGGUGGGCAUUCACUAGACUCAUUGCAACGAGCCUGUACCUUUGAGGCUGAGCUUGCCUUACUCUUAAGGAUCAGUUAUAAGUAUGGUAAAUCUGGAGCCCAGGUAUUAUUUUCCAUGGGCAUUCUGGAUCAUCUUGCCUCAGGCAGGGCAAUCAGUCUACAGGGAGGGUUUAGGCGGGUUGAGACAAGACUUCGAAGAGAUAUGGCUGUGGAUGUUGACAGGCAACAAAUGAUUGUCACUCCAGUUUUGAGAUUAGUCUUUUCAUUAACUUCCUUGGUGGAUGCAUCAAAUUUUUUGGAGGUGAAGAAUAAGUUUGUCCGUGAAGUUAUUGAUUUUGUCAAAGGGCAUCAAUCGCUCUUUGAUCAACUUCUUCGUGUAAAUAUUACUGAAGUAGAUGGAUUAAAACUGGAGCAGAUCAAUCUUGUUGUUGGAAUACUUAGCAAGGUUUGGCCAUAUGAAGAGAGUAAUGGUUAUGGUUUUGUUCAAGGUCUUUUUGGUUUGAUGCACACAAUUUUCUCUCAUGACGUGGACGUGUCUAUUUUUGCUCAAUCAAUAGUAGUAUUAUCUCCCGAGAAACAGAGGAAUUCAGAGCUACAAAAGUUUCGUUUAUGCUUCAGCCUCAGCUCUUAUUUAUAUUUUCUGGUCACAAAGAAAUCUUUGAGAUUGCAGCCUUCAGAGGCCUCCUCCAGUUACCCCACUUCUGUUGAAAUGCAACAACCCUCGUUGGGCGAACUCAAUUCUCUUCUUACAUCUGUUACAGCUAGUCUAGAAAGAGCUGCUGAGGAGAAAUCCUUGCUACUAAAUAAGAUUCGAGAUAUAAAUGAAUUAUCAAGGCAGGAAGUUGAUGAAAUCAUCAAUAUGUGUGUUCGGCAGGAGUGUAUUUCAUCUUCAGACAAUACACAAAAAAGGAGACACAUUGCAAUGGUGGAAAUGUGUCGAGUUGUUGGUAGUAGGGAUCAGCUUAUAAGUUUGUUACUGCUACUUUCUGAACAUGUGCUAAACAUCAUCCUCAUCCAUCUUCAGGAGAGUUCUGUUGUAUCCGAUGCCUCCUCGACCACAAAAGCAAUUACGUAUGGUGAGAAGCAUGAUUCACGACAGGACAUUGAAUCACUGUGUGGAAAAUUAAUUCCUACCCUUGAACGACUUGAAGUACUUUGUGAGGAGAAAGUAGGGCACAAUCUCAAGGUUUUUCACAGAUUGGCAACUUCGACUAAAGAGAUUGCCGUUCAAAAGAUCGUUUUGUAGAUCUGCGUAUGUGACUUCUACAAAUUUAAAAAGUCAACUGAAAUCAACUGCUCAUCAAGGUCAGCCUAUGAUCAAGCAGAUUUUGUGAAUUAUAACGUGUGCUACAGGAUGCUUCAAGGCGCAAGUU
This is a messenger RNA of Neltuma alba, 2422 nucleotides long. RefSeq names its product nuclear pore complex protein NUP205-like. The record is from RefSeq and is a predicted model, not a curated record. Gene Ontology annotation, cellular component: nuclear pore. NCBI's taxonomy places the organism in Eukaryota, Viridiplantae, Streptophyta, Magnoliopsida, Fabales, Fabaceae. The transcript has 19 exons. The annotation marks the transcript as partial.